AACCAAUUUAAUUUGUUCUCCAAUUCAUUUCAUUUCAACAUAAACACUAAUAUUUCAUUCAUAACACACUUCAACUGAUCAAAUGGGAGCAGCGAAGGAUGAUUCAAAAAAGGAUACCGGUGCCAAGGCAGAAGGCGAUAAAAAGGCGGAAGGUGGAUCGCCUACCAUCGUCUUGAAACUCGAUUUGCAUUGUGAUGGUUGUGCUAAAAAAGUUAGAACUUCUCUUCGCCGUUUGAAAGGUGUGGAAGCUGUAAAUGUCGAUAUUGAGGGCAACAAAAUAACCGUAACGGGGAAGGUUGAUCCUUCCAAGAUUAAAGAACAGGUCGAAAAAAAGGCACAUAAGAAGGUGGAGAUAGUCUCACCUCAGCCGAAAAAGGAUGGUGAGAAAAAGGUAGAAGAUAAAAAAGAAGACAAGAAGGCAGAGGAUAAAAAGCCCAAAGAGGUUCAAUCGAGUAUGAUUGUGUUGAAAAUUCCACUUCAUUGUGAGGGAUGUGCACACAAAAUUAAAAGAACCGUGUCUAAGAUUAAAGGGGUAGAAUCGGUAAUACCGGAUGCUAGCAAGGAUUUGGUAAUGGUAAAAGGGACAAUGGACGUGAAUGGUCUUACUCCUUACUUGAAAGAAAAGUUAAAAAGAGAUGUUGAAAUAGUCCAGCCCAAAAAAGAUGAGAAGAAAGACGAUAAAAAGGACGAGAAGAAGGAGAAAAACGAUGGAGGUGAUAAGAAGGAGAAAGCAAACAGUGGUGGUGACGACGACAAGAAAAAGAAAGACGAGGGGAAGGCGGUCAAUGUUGGUGCCAAAGAUGGGAGUAGAGGCAUUGAGGUGGUUAACAAGCUUGAAAAUUAUGGACCAAAUUCGUUCACAUACACGAUGCCAACGUAUAAUCAAAACUAUUAUAGCCAAGACUACGGAAUUUUGACCUCGAACCAUGGUUAUGCAAAUGCGGGUUAUGUGAAUCAAGGCUAUGCAAUGCAAUACUCAAACGGGCCUCCACCGCCUCCUCCAAUGUACCUUCAAGACUCUAGUGCGUCUGGAAUGUUUAGUGACGAGAACCCUAACGCUUCUUGUACAAUCAUGUGAUCGAACCACUUAAGUGGCCAACAAUCAGACCCGGGCUCUAAUCACUUGAUCACGCGGUUGCUUAAACAAAUCUAAUAUAUAUCAAGUAUAUAGGAUAAUCAAGUUCUAAGUAUAAAGACCCUAUAAAUAGCUUAGUAUAGUAGAAGCUCCUAAUCAACAACAUAUUCGGCUACCUUCAUGAGGUUCAUUUGCUCUAAUUACUUUAUUCUUAUUGUUAGAUCGUUUAAUAAAUUGAUGACCUUUAAAAUGUUA
Erigeron canadensis is the source of this 1330-nucleotide messenger RNA. Its product is annotated as heavy metal-associated isoprenylated plant protein 6-like. NCBI's taxonomy places the organism in Eukaryota, Viridiplantae, Streptophyta, Magnoliopsida, Asterales, Asteraceae. Bases 83 to 1078 code for a protein of 331 amino acids. The record is from RefSeq and is a predicted model, not a curated record. The transcript has 5 exons. Gene Ontology annotation, molecular function: metal ion binding.